This is a messenger RNA of Cladocopium goreaui, 270 nucleotides long. Lineage: Eukaryota; Dinophyceae; Suessiales; Symbiodiniaceae. The record is from the annotation of a GenBank genome assembly.
AUGCUCAAGUGUCCAAAGGUGCUGGCCCUUUGUAUCCUCAUGAUCAUAUGGACACCAACUUUCAAGUGCAACCAGGAAUACCAGCUCUUCGAGUUUUUCGCGGGGAACGCCAACCUGAGCAAGUGCGCCAGGGCCAGUGGGCUGACAACGGCAUCGUUUGAUAUCCUUUUCGAUGCUCAGAAACCUGGCUGUGCCUGCAUUCUUUGCUGUGCUCCGCGGAAGAGUUCCUUGCAACGUUUGCGAUCAAGUGUUCGUCUUGGUCCGCGGUAA